Molecule: messenger RNA, 1457 nt
Organism: Toxoplasma gondii ME49
Lineage: Eukaryota; Apicomplexa; Conoidasida; Eucoccidiorida; Sarcocystidae
Product: cytochrome C oxidase subunit IIb, putative
Exons: 1
Coding region: 102-677 (191 amino acids)
Biological process (GO): ATP synthesis coupled electron transport
Cellular component (GO): membrane
Molecular function (GO): cytochrome-c oxidase activity; copper ion binding
Source: RefSeq, a predicted model, not a curated record
AAAGUCGCUUCCUCUCGUGCAUUGUUUGAACUUUUCCAUUGCCGUCUCUUUGUUUGUCUUUUCUGCGACCUCUGUUACCAUUUCCUAGCCUCGACUUCGCCAUGGAUGUUUUCCGGUCCUUCUGGAACCGGCGGGGUGCGGCCCCGGGGGGCGCCGCCACCAGCUCAGGUCGUCCCGCGGGAUGCCGCGAGGAGAACUCGUCGGUUUUGCUGCAGUCUCUGAAGGCUAACUCUCAGCAGAAAAAGGGUGAAACGCCUCUGCAGAAUGUGGCCGCUGCGGACUACGUGACGCCCCAGAAAUACCUCGAUGACCCGGACAAAAUUCCCACCUACUACGUGUUCCAGUCUAACAUGGUGACAGAUGAGGAUCUGUUGCCGGGAAUGCUCCGCAAUUUGGAAGUCGACAAACGCCUGACUUUGCCGACGCGUACGCACAUUCGCUUUCUUAUUACCGCCACAGACGUCAUUCACUCCUGGGCUGUGCCUGCGCUAGGCAUCAAGGCUGACGCCAUCCCGGGUAGGCUGCAGCGAAUCAACACUUUCAUCCAGAGAGAAGGCGUUUUCUAUGGACAGUGCUCAGAGCUCUGUGGAGCGCUCCACGGGUUCAUGCCCAUCGUCAUCGAAGCCGUGAGCCCCGAAACCUACGCGGCGCAUGCAAAGAAGUGGUACAAAGACUGAGAACUGGUAUUCAAGUGGCAGCUCGGACACUCGUGAACGACCAGGCCAGAAAGUGAUAAUCGGUCCCACAUUCCGCACAAUUGUGUCCUGUCGUCUCUGGUUAGAGCACAAAACUCUUAUGUGGAGUGAGAAAUGCGCGAGGAAGGAGGGCAAGCCCGCGAGGACGUGGGUGCACACGACCAGGCAACUCUUGUUGAAAAACAGCAUUCAAAGAAAAAUCCUCCGAUUUCGCGGUGACCAUUCGUUCUGUGGUAAAGUGGCCAGAUUGAGACGGUGUGGUGUCUCAUGGAGAAGCCCUGCGGGAGGGCUUCCAAUGUCUCCAGUCCGUAGCAAGCUAUGAUGGGAUGACCGCGACAGCUAGUCACGAGGGUUCAACCUCCUCAGUGGAGUCUUGAACAAAGAGAGAUCGGAAAAGAUCAGCAGGAAACAACAAAUAGUUGCAUCGCAACGUUGGGAUGAACGGCUUGCGAAAACUGCUACGACGUUUCAUAGACGCGCUUUUUCCGGGCUCUGGAAGUAACAUGUUCUGCAAAGCACGUGCAGGAUUUUCUUCGCGUGUCUCCUUUGCUGUUGAACGUUGUCUCGGUCCGUCCGGUUCAUUGUUUGCGUGCGCUGCUUAUCCACGUUUCUCCUUAGUACACAAAUAUCGCGCAUCUGGGAAAUACCUUUGUUGAAGACACUCAAUUACUUCUGCCAAUGUGAUGGCAAGCCCUGAAGAAGGACGGCCAUUUGAGGACACGUGGUAGACUCUCACAUAUUCUUCACUACAUUUCUUCACAG